AUUUCUUCCUCCUAGAACUCGGUGGUUGGUGGAUUUGUAUCACAUUAUCUUCUGGAGAAAUCUCGGAUCUGCGUGCAAGGCAAAGAAGAGAGGAAUUAUCAUAUCUUUUACAGGCUUUGUGCCGGUGCUCCAGAAGACAUUAGAGAAAAACUGUAUCUAAGCUCUCCUGACAGUUUCAGGUAUCUAAAUCGAGGCUGCACGAGGUACUUUGCUACCAAAGAAACAGACAAGCAGAUUUUGCAAAAUCGCAAGAGUCCUGAGUAUCUUAAGGCAGGUUCCUUGAAGGAUCCGCUCUUAGAUGAUCAUGGAGACUUCAACAGAAUGUGCACAGCAAUGAAAAAGAUUGGACUGGAUGAUGCAGAAAAACUUGACCUUUUUCGAGUAGUGGCUGGUGUCCUUCACCUUGGAAAUAUUGAUUUUGAGGAAGCUGGAAGCACUUCAGGGGGCUGCACGCUGAAGGCGCGGAGCCAGCCGGCGCUGGAGUGCUGCGCGACGCUGCUGGGGCUGGACGAGGAGGACCUGCGCGUCAGCCUGACCACGCGCGUUAUGCUCACCACGGCAGGGGGCGCCAAAGGAACGGUCAUCAAGGUACCAUUGAAGGUGGAACAAGCAAACAAUGCUCGUGAUGCCUUGGCUAAAACAGUGUAUAGUCAUCUCUUUGACCAUGUGGUGAACAGAGUGAACCAGUGUUUUCCAUUUGAGACUUCUUCUUUCUUCAUUGGAGUUCUAGAUAUAGCUGGUUUUGAAUACUUUGAACACAACAGUUUUGAGCAAUUUUGUAUCAACUAUUGUAAUGAAAAACUGCAGCAAUUUUUUAACGAAAGGAUUCUGAAAGAGGAACAAGAACUUUACCAAAAAGAAGGCCUGGGGGUUAAUGAAGUACGCUAUGUAGAUAAUCAGGACUGUAUAGAUUUGAUUGAAGCAAAAUUAAUAGGUGUGCUGGAUAUUUUGGAUGAAGAAAAUCGUCUUCCUCAACCAAGUGACCAGCAUUUCACUUCAGUUGUGCACCAGAAACACAAGGACCAUUUCAGACUCUCUGUAGGUUAUUUGUGCUGGCUGUCCUCUUUAAUAAAACAGUUCUUGAAACAGUUGGUAGUAACACUCUAUUUAAUGAAAACCUUUCCUUAGAAAUUCCAUUCCACA
Messenger RNA from Meleagris gallopavo (turkey), 1143 nucleotides. NCBI's taxonomy places the organism in Eukaryota, Metazoa, Chordata, Aves, Galliformes, Phasianidae. The record is from RefSeq and is a predicted model, not a curated record.